Messenger RNA from Aspergillus aculeatus ATCC 16872, 2817 nucleotides. RefSeq names its product transmembrane 9 family protein. The record is from RefSeq and is a predicted model, not a curated record. The coding region runs from base 464 to 2578 and encodes 704 amino acids. Gene Ontology annotation, cellular component: membrane; Golgi apparatus. NCBI's taxonomy places the organism in Eukaryota, Fungi, Ascomycota, Eurotiomycetes, Eurotiales, Aspergillaceae. Gene Ontology annotation, biological process: protein localization to membrane; vacuolar transport. The transcript has 5 exons.
UUUUUUUCUCUCUCUGGCAUUUGAUGCCGAUUCCAUUCGCUCACUUCUUUGCUGCAUUAGAUUGUCAACCCCAGGUUUCGCGUCUCCCGUCGCAAUCUGAACCGCUGGAUCUCCGUUCGUCGACCGUCGGGCUGUUCCCCGUUCCCCCCUCUCCCCUCUCUUAAAUCGUGUUGUGACUACAUUCACACCUGGCUGUCUUUUCCUUUCCUUACUCGAUUAUGUUGAUUUUUUGAAUCUUCUUCCCCUUCUAUAUCGAUUCUUAAUUGUUUUAUCGCUCGAAUUGACUUCUGACCGAUAAAGAUCGGGCGGUCAGUUGACAGAACGCUGAUCUACUUACACCCCCUCGAUCUCGUAUCCGCCACGUACGACUUAUCAAUCGUUCGCAAACUGCUGGUGCAUGCUUGCGCUGUCGUGCCUCGUUCUCUGGUAGAGUGGCUGAUAACCUUCUCUUCCUAAUUAAAUCAUGGAGCUUCGACAGUUUUGGCGCCCUCGUCAAUGGGCCUUGUGGCUGUUGUUCGCUUCGUGUACCUACGCAUUCUACAUCCCUGGAUAUUCUGUCAAACGCUACAACGACGACGAACACAUCCCUCUCCUCGUUAACAAGAUUUUCUCCGAUAACACUCAGCUUCAGUAUGCAUACUUCGACUUGCCUUUUGUCUGCCCUCCCAGCGGCCGAACCCAUGGCGGAUCCCCGUUUGGUUCGGGACAAAGCGUGUCUCUUAACCUGGGAGAAAUCCUUCGCGGCGACCGUAUCAUGACAUCUGAUUUCGAAUUGCAGAUGGGCCAGAACGUCGACUGUCGGGUGCUCUGCGAACAAGAGAUCGGGCGCAAGGAUAUCAAAUGGACUCGUCAGCUCAUCAAGGAGGGAUACGUGGCCGAGUGGAUUGCGGAUAACCUGCCUGGCGCAACAAGCUUUGUGACUGUGGACGGAAGUCGCAAGUACUAUGCUACCGGCUUCAAGCUCGGUUUCCAGGAGUACUCGAACAUCGACGGCAAGCUGCGGUAUUACAUCAACAAUCAUUUCACUAUUGUCAUCCGCUGGCGGUCGGCACCGGAAGGCGGCAAGGUCAUUGUCGGCUUCGAAAUCCACCCGAAGAGCAUCCGCGCGGAAGAUCACACGCAGAACGGUUGCCCGAGGCAGGUGCACGAGGCGCACGAUGGACUUGAGCUGUACAUCCCGCCGAAUACUUCGAAACUGCGCGAAAUGUACCCGGGAUCGUCAUAUAUCCCCGAAGACGAUGACGAGAUCGAUGACGGCGCCACCCUCAAGAUUCCGUACACCUACUCCGUCUACUUCAAGGAAGAGAACGGGGUUGACUGGUGGAACCGGUGGGACCUCUACUUCACCAACCAAGAAGAGGGCUCUGCAACCCACUGGCUCGCUAUUCUCAACUCUCUGACUAUCUCCGGUGUCCUCGGAGUUGCAGUGUAUGUCAUCUGGAGUCGGACUGUGCAGGGUGACAUCAAGGGUCGCGGAGAUGGAGCUUUGGAGGACGGAAAGCUCAAGGUGAAGUCCAGAGCUUCGGACAGGAAAGGUGACGGGCUUCUGGAGCAGAGCACAGAUGUUGAGCGGGAUGCGGAUGGAUCUGACGAUGAAGGUCUGGAAGACGUCAGCGGAUGGAAACUGCUUCAUGGCGACGUAUUCCGGACGCCUCAAUUCAGCGGACUUCUGGCGCCCCUUAUCGGCUCCGGCAUGCAGUUGUUGUUCAUGGUUUCGGGACUCUUGUUCCUCAGCUGCCUGGGUGUGCUGAAUCCUAGCUUCCGUGGCGGAUUUGUCAGUGUUGGUAUGGGCUUGUUUGUCUUUGCUGGUCUGUUCUCGGGCUACUUCUCGGGCAGACUCUACAAGACAUUUGGGGGUGUUCAUUGGCGGAAGAAUACGCUGAUUACCGCCCUCUUCUUCCCUGGUUUGGUCUUCUGCUUGAUUUUCAUCCUCAAUCUAUUCGUCUGGGCUCAGGCCUCGAGUACCGCGAUUCCGUUCGGCACUCUGGUCGGUCUUCUUGCUCUUUGGCUCUUGAUCCAGGUCCCGUUGGUCUAUGUUGGCAGUUGGUAUGGCUAUGUCCGCACCACGGCUUGGGAGCAUCCUACCAAAACAACCUCCAUUGCUCGCCAAAUUCCGCCUCAGCCUUGGUAUCUGCACAGCAUCAGCGGUACACUUCUGACUGGACUAGGUCCGUUUGCUGUGCUGUUCAUUGAGCUGCUCUUUGUGUUCCGGAGCUUGUGGCAAGACAAGAGCGGAUACUACUAUGUGUUUGGAUUCCUCAGUGCCGUGUCGACGAUCCUGAUGGUCACGAUCAGCGAGGUGACAAUCAUUGCCACCUACAGUCAGCUUUGUGCCGAAAACUACCACUGGUGGUGGCAGAGCUUCCUGACCGGUGGAAGCAGUGCCUUCUGGGUGUUCGGGUAUUGCAUCUGGUACUAUUACUUCCACCUUCACAUCACCGGCUUCGUGUCUAGUCUCCUUUUCUUCAGCUACAGCUUCCUUGCCUGUACCGUGUACGGUCUGUUGACUGGGACUGUUGGGUUCCUGACGGCGUACGCAUUUAUCCGACGUAUCUACAGUGCAGUCAAAGUCGAUUAAGUGGUUACUUCCACUCAAGACGGACAUCAGGGGCGUUUGGUCGGGGCUCGCAAUUUCAAAUCUCCGCUGAACUUUUUUCAAGAUGAAUGUACUCGUGCCUCUAACCUUGAAGGGGCGAGUGCAGUCUGUCAGUUGACAGCGUUCAUUGCAUGGCCUGUGGCCAUUUAGCGUGUCAACUUAGAUAUAUAUACUCUGCCUUUAGCGAAUUUAUUCCAUUGUGUGAAUCCAGGUCUGCGAGC